AUGGACGCUGGCGGCUCUGAACUCUUUGAAAGCUACGAGCAGGACUACGAGGCCAUCAAGGUCUCCAUCACCGAACGACUCAAUGCCUCUGGAAGCCAGGCUGGAGAGAUCAAGAAGCAAACCCUCCGUGCGGCAGACCGUGAGAUUGACGAGGCCAACGAAAUUUUGCAACAAAUGGAAAUGGAACUGUUGAACUUGCCACAAGGAUCCAAGACCCGCCUUCAAGCCAGGAUGCGUGCCUACAAAAUCGAUCUGGAGCGUAUCAAGCAAACUCUGGCAAGUCAAUCUGGAUAA
Molecule: messenger RNA, 294 nt
Organism: Linnemannia hyalina
Lineage: Eukaryota; Fungi; Mortierellomycota; Mortierellomycetes; Mortierellales; Mortierellaceae
Source: the annotation of a GenBank genome assembly